Molecule: messenger RNA, 2394 nt
Organism: Drepanopeziza brunnea f. sp. 'multigermtubi' MB_m1
Lineage: Eukaryota; Fungi; Ascomycota; Leotiomycetes; Helotiales; Drepanopezizaceae
Cellular component (GO): plasma membrane; growing cell tip; cell division site
Source: RefSeq, a predicted model, not a curated record
AUGUUGAGGCCAGCGACCCCCCUGACGAUAUUGCUGUUCGCAGCGUUCUGCUUGCUUCUGAUAUCCGUUCUCUCAACACCGAUCAUCAAACAAAUUCCUUUGGCUUCGUUUGGAGGCGUGGAUUUUGGAGUCUUUGGAUACUGCAAGGGGACAAGAUGUACCAGCAUUGAGAUUGGAUUCGACACUGAGAGUCUAUACACCAAAGAACAAACGGAUAGUUUCAAUCUCAAGAAUGACACCCGGAAGACUCUCUCGACUAUCCUCAUUGUGCACCCAGUCGCGGCCUUUUUCACCCUAAUCCUGCUAGUCAUGGCUGCGUCCGCCCAUUUCCACUCCCCUUCGCACUCCCCACGAUACCUCCUUGGAAUCUUCAUCCUCAGUAUUCUGACACUGGUGGCCUCCCUGCUCUCAUUUCUCAUUGAUGUGCUUCUCUUCGUUCCACAUAUGGCAUGGGGCUCAUACAUCGUCUUAGCAGCGACGAUCCUGAUCGGUGCUAGCGGGAUUGUAUCGUGUGCAAUGAGAAGAACCUUGGUUAGCAGGAAAGCGCGAAAGCGCCGUAUUGCGGAGAAUGCAGAAAUGAACGGAGAGAACUUCUACAACCGCCAAGGUCCAGAACCAGCUCCAGUGCCUCCAACCACUACUCUAUUGGUAGACAGCCACACUGCAGCUGACAAGUUGCCCUCUUUUGCUACUUUCGAGGUGGCGAAGAACGACGCCGAAAGACAGAGUGAUGAGAGGAUUCCUUUGACCCAGAGAACUCCUUCCGAAAAUUCUUCAAGCAGAGGCAAUGGAGCCGCAGGAAGUGGGAUCAAUGAUAAAUAUGGAGGGCCUCCAAGAAUGGGAGAUCCCCCUCCACGAAGGGAUCAAUACGGCAACAUCAUACCGCAGGCACCCCCUGGAGCUUAUGGAAUGAGAAGCCGGGAUCCAUCAGCUGACCCUUCGCUGAACCAACAGCGCUCCGACAAUUUGAUGGGUUCUAGAGGAAGAGGCGGCUUCAGGGGUGGACCAAGAGGCGGCGGUUAUCCUCCAAAUGGGCGAGGGGGUCCUCAAAGGGGUGGUUACGGUGGACCGCCGCGCGGAGGAGGUUACGGGGGACCCUACAGUGGCGGUCCAGGCCAAGGAGGUAUGAUGAGAGGGGGAAGAGGAGGUGGGCCUCCAGCAUUUGGAAGAGGUGGUUAUGAUAACAGAGGGCAGUCGCCAGGUGGAUACGGCCAAAGAAGACCUUCACCUGGACCUGGAUACAGCCAAUACGCCCCUCCUAUCCCCCCAGCAAAUGGAAGUGGCGGCCAGUACGCAGCCUACAAUCCAGAUAUGGAUGAAUCUGGAAACAGCCUGGCUCGCGCUGAGUCUCCGCCUCCGAUGCCUGGUCUCGAUGGUCCCGAAAUUGGCCAAGCCGUGGAAAUGGAUGCUAGAACAGAAAGUCUUUCGGCUGCCCCGAACGGCUUUGGUCAGCUGGGGAACAUCAGAGAAAGCGAUAAUGAUGUGGCUGGUAUGAUCGGACUCCAACAACAGAGGUUUCAGAACAGGGAAACGGUAGACACCGAGGCGAGUAGAUACAGUACUGACGAGGCCUACGUUCCACCACGACAGGCAUGGGAAGGCCAAGCCGGAAGAUCUUCUCCACUGAACCCCACCGCUCAACAGCCAGCUGGGCUUCAAAGCUCCCCAUCAGUGAAGUCUCAACGCAUCAGCUCAGCUAGUGGGGACCACUACUAUGAAGAUGUUGAUCCUAGAUUCGCAGAGGAACCCCCUACCGCACCAGUUCCCGGCCUUCUAUCACCAGGUUACGGUUCCCGAGGGCCAGCCAGAUACCCCAAUCAGAACCUGCGUCCAGUUCCACCCAUCAGUAACGUGGACGGCAGUAGCUCUUACGAAGAUCUCGCACCUGGCGCCCGCAGCCCCGCGGAGUCCGACCGCUCCACCUUCACAUCUGUCUCUCAACGCGGCGUAAACCCCAGAUGGAACGGUGGUCCAGGCUACGCGCCAAUGCCAACUAGACGACCAGCACCCGAGCGAAACGAUCUCCUCUUGAACUCGAACCCGGACUUCCAAUUACCAGCUAACCGUGGCGGCCGCCGGGGUGCUUUUGGACGAGGGGGCCGUGGCGGGACCGUGCCGAACAGUGCUUAUCCGGGAGGCCACUCGGCAUUGGCGUUUAGGCUUUCGGGCUCCUUUGCAGCAGACAAGGCGAUACGAACACAGAGCACGCAGAAAGGUCUUCUUUUCCGAGCUCGCUGGGGCAAGGGAACGUCAGCGAGACUCGAUGGGCUGAACAGGACAUGGUGGAGGUUUGUGGCUCAAGGACAGAGCAGCACGGUGGCACGCAAGGCAGACGUCUGCGGGUGGCUAGGCCCAGAGCUUGGGAGCAAAGGGCGGUUGGAAAGUGGAGAAUAG